UGGAGCACCUACAACUUCUGAAGGCAAGCUAUUCCACUGAUUAAUUGUCCUCACUGUUAGGAAGUUUCCCCUAAAACUUUAAUUUAUUAUAAGGUUAGUAACUGCCCAACUGCUACAUCAAAUUUGUAUGUUUUCUUGGCUCAUUUAAGCCAAUUGUGAUCCAUUAAUGCAGGCAAUUAUGUGUUCUGACCUUUCAAAGGCUUGAGACUUGAGGUGCAAUCUUCAGCUUCAAACAUAAGCAGGCUACAUGAGAUUUGAUGAAUCAGAGAUUAAGCUAGUUAUAUUAACAAUUACUUUUGAAAGCAGAAAAACACUUCUAGAGUGCUGAUCAUGAAAAAAUCAGUAUUUUUGAAGAACCAUGUUACGUUUGUAUUGUGAGGCUGUACUAGGCAGUUUUUCAUGACAAAAUAAUCUCUUUUGGAUGAUAUCUUUUAUGCCUAUAACAACAAACUUAUCCUGAGCUUGGAAACAGAAGUCUAUGAUGCAACUAGGGAGAAUCAGUUUAUGAAAAAUCGGUUUAUUCAUUGUUUCUUAGAUGAAAGAUCUCAAGUAUUGUAAUUUAGAAUUGAAAAUUAAGAACUGAUACAAGAAAUGUUAUUUGCUGAGGAUAAAAAUUACAUGAGCACCCUUUUAUUUUUUAAUAUGAGAGUAUUUUAAUUGCUGUAUAGGGCUGUCAAGCAGGAAUAGAAUAAAACAAAAUAUUUGCACUGUAAAUUGUAAGCUGCUUUAAUAAUUUGUGUUAUGAAUUGAAAAAUAUGUACUUUUACUUUGAUUUUUCUUUUUAAAAUAUUUUCCCUCGACUUUUCAUUUUAUUUCAGGGAUGCACAAACUCUGGGGUCCAAAGAUUACAACUUGUUUUUAAGUAGUGUGCUUAGGGCAGCACUUCAAAAACUGAACAGGACCAAGGCAUUGAUAAAGGCAAAUAAAAUUGCAAUAUAAUUAAAUGAUGUUAUUUUCCAUGUAUUUUAUGACAGAGUCUGUCUAUUUAAUUUUGCAGCAGCUAGCUCUCCAGAGCUAAGCACAAGUACCUACAAUAUAGUUACUUAUUCUCAGGAGAAAUCUGGGUUUUGCCUUACAUACCAGUCAGGCUUUUCAGUAGUGGAAUAUUGACACACCUAUGUCAUUCAGCUUUUAACUUAACAAUACCUGUGAUGAGUGUUCCAUACAUGCACUUAGUUCUCUUUCCCCUUUCCCACAAAAAUUGUGCCCCAUGUAUUAAACAGUGUUUACACUGGAGAAGCUAAGGCAGUUAAAGUUUUAAAAUUCCUGUGAAGAAAAGAAAACAACUCUGAGCAUUGACAUUACAACCCAAAAGAAAUCCCAUAUCACAAGUAUUAUAUUUUGAAAGUAAAUUUGUAUCACACUUAAUGUAAAUUUUUCUCAGAAUUGACUUGAUUUUCUUAUAAAAUUGCUAUAGUUUUCACUAUACUGUAGUGAAGAGAUUGCUGUGUUUCUCUGGGAAUUGUGAUGCACUUAGAAUAGUAAAUAAUCUAAACCUUUGUAUUAGUUUUAGGAAAAAAUCACAGCUAUCCUAUGCUGAGAGUUAUGUAAAUUCCAAUUGGUAUUGUACGAAUUAUUAUAAGAUAAUUGUUCAGUAGCAAUUGAAGACAGUUCUAUCUGUCUUCAGAAGACCUAUCAUUUAUGUAUCAUAGAACCCCAAAUGCUUCAUAUAAUACAAAAUAUUUGUGCUUCUGUCAGCGGUGUUGUAUGCAGGAAUACUUGGGCGUCAUCUGAUUCUUUAUCAAUUAAAGCAUUUGCAUUACUUUGCUUGGAGGGGAAAAAAGAAAAAUUUGAACUAUUCUGGCAUGGUCAUGUAGAUUGGGCAAAGUGAUCUUUUAGACAUUGCAUUGAAAUUACAGUUUCAAACAUCCCUCGUUAUUGAUAUGAAUUAUAAAAGUCAUAAGAACAAUGUCCAGAGAUCUUCAAUUCAUUGUAUAUUUAAUAGACUACCAUAAAUGACCUUUAUAUUAAAUUAUAAAUGUUGCAACUUGUAAUUUUAUUUCAAAUUACUCCAAAAACGUAUGUUGGUAUGCAAAUUCAAUAAAGCAGUAUAACUUCCAAAAUGCCAUCAUUUAGCCACAUUAAUGCGGGUACUGAGUUUUACGUUAAGCUUGCUCUAACUUUUCUUCUAUUUGUAUUUUGAUUUAUUAGAGGGAUGGGGUAAUAAAACAAGUUGAGAAAUAACUAGAGUACAGAUAACUAAACUCAGGGAACUUUCCAAAGCCAAGAAACAUUCAGAAUUGUCAAUUACAUAAAGCUGAAAGGGGAAUACUGUGAUCUAUCCUCUAAUACUCUAUCCUCAAAGCUACUGAUCAUAAAGCAGUGAGUUGAUUUUGCAAAAAAGCUGGUAGGCUAGAUGUGGUUAGUACAUGAUAAGUUACCAGAAAUCUCAGACCCGAAGGCUCAACUAGAAAAUAAAUAGAAAAUUACCAGAUGAUGGCAUUGGCAAAUAAAUCAUCAAACAAACUGCAUUGACAUGUCCAUGUCAGUAGCACUGGAGCUUUUCUUAAAAAAUUGAAUAUUGGAUACAGCAGGAUACAAGUGGAUGGCAAGAAACAAUUUACAGAGUAGGUUGAGUUACUUGGGUUAGGGAAAAAUUCCUUUAAAUAUUUCUCUGUAAAGAUUGGAUCCCUUAAGUUGAUGGAUGCUAAAUUUCUUAGGUAUGUCUUAAGAAGCCUGCAGAUGCAGAUAAGUCAGUAAAGUCAGUAACACAAAAGUCCAAGGUUUUUGUUUAAAGAAGUCUAUAUCAGCCUUUCAUUUUCAGAUCAUGUUUCUAUUUUGCUUUCUAUCCCAACUUCCAACUAUUUCAGAGCAAAUGACUAGUGCUUUUUUCUUAGAACAAGGGUACAUUCAUGAUUAGUCUUUCUACACAGUUUUAUUGCUACCGUGUUUUCAGAGUAUUUUCAUAUCUAUCAGCAACACCGCACUUGUGUUUUCCAGGCUGCUACUUAUCAAUAAAUUCUCAGUUUAGUUAAGAAGGGUUUUUUAAAAAUUGGAAUAUUUCUGCUUAAACAUGGAAUUUAUCUAGGUGACUUUUAGAUGUAUUUGAUACAAUUCCUGUCGUGUUUGUUCACUGGAUGUAUUGAUUGAGGAGAUUGUAGGGAUUUUUGUGCCACUGCAGCUAGAACAAUGUCAUAAUGUGGAGACCCUCCACAAGUUGAGAAAGAAAGGCAUAAAAAUGAACUUUUCAUUGUCAGUUAUAAUUGAUCAACAGUAGUAUUAUGCACAAGCAGAAUCAAUGUUAUCAUUCUGUAAUAAAAGACUUAUUGUGCAUAAGGAUACAUAGCAUAAUGCAUACUUUUUGUAAUCUGGCAUAAUUGUCAUGAAUGCCAAAGUUGUUUAUCUAAGCUAUUAACAGAGAGCAUUAUUUUGUGUGUGUGCAUUUGAAGUCUGCUUUGUGUUGUGUUCUGUACACAGGAAAAAUCUUUCUAUAAAUACUGUACUCGAGUGUGAAAGGCCACAUUCUGGAAGUAAGUUUUUAAAAAUCAAGGAAGCAAGAACUCCGGAACUAGAAAAAUGAAAACUUCCCUCUUAUUCUUUUUUUAAAAACCUUAUUGUUUUCAGCCAAGAAUUGUUAUAGCCCUUUAAACUUUCAAAAAGAAAAAGAACAUUUUCCAAAUCUAAAUUAUCUAGGUGUGGUUUGCAAUUGUUGCUUUCCAUUGAAGGCAGAAAUAGAAAGCAAACUGAAAAAUUAGAUGGCUGAGGAUGCUGUCUGAAGCAGUUUAAAGGAUUCAAGCAGGAUGAUUUGAGCAGUCAGAACAAAGAGUGAUGGACUGUACUUGACUUAAAUCUGUGCUACAAUUAGUUGUUUUUCCUUGCAGUAAUUACUGUGAAUGAACAUUAAGGUGACCUAUAUCUUCCAUUUUUCCCCAUAACACAAAAUUCAGAUGUUGCUCUCUUUUUUUACAUUACAAGCAAUGCAUGCAGUAUUGCUCAGGAGCCUUUAUCCUCCUCUAAGUGAUGAAACUGGGGGAUUGGGAACUAUGAACACAGGACUUCUCUGUUUUUAAAGGUCUGCAUCAUUAAACCAACUGCACAGUCCCAAGAAGAAAUACAGAGUUGCAGACAGAUGCAGUAUUCAUUGAUUACACAAAAGCCUUCGACUGUGUUGACCAUGAUAAGCUUUGGAACUGCCUCAACUGGAAUAUUACACCACAUUCAGCCCCAGUCAUUGUACUCUGAUCAGGAAGCUGCUGUAGAAAUGGAAUAUGAAGACACAAAAUGAUUCAGAAUUGGAAAAGGCACUUGACAAGGUUGAAUCUUGUCAUCUAUCUUAUUCAACAUGUAUACACCAAUAGUUAUGAGAAAUGCACAUUCAGAGAAUCUACCAUUGGGGUUGAAAUCAAUGAUAUGAAUAUCAACAACCUCCAAUAUCAGAUGAUACAACAUUGCUCGCAGAAAGCAAGGACGAUCUGGAGUGGCUAAUCCUAAGAGUCAAAGAUGAAAGUGAAAAAAUUUAGACUGCACCUUAACAUCAAGAAAACAAAGUUAAUGACAACUGCAGAGAACAUGCAGGUCAGAAUGCAGAUUAGUGAGACCAUCAAAAAGGCACAAAUUCCCCAGAGGAAAAAAUAUUCCAAGUAAUCAAAGUAAACAUUUUCCUAGCAAAAAAUCUGCAAUUCACCUUGUAUGAGUUAUAUGCUGCCUACUAACCCAGAAAAAAACCUGGAACAGAAUUUGCAAGCAAGGAAAACAAAAAAGUUGGAGUUGAAUUUGGAGGAUCUGGGCCUGGAAAUGCCUCAGCCCAGUGUGAGUGGAAUGGAUCCUCCAUUUGGAGAUGCCUUUCAAAGCCACAUGUUUUCGGAACAGAGACUGAUCAGCACAGAUCUCUUGGCUAAUAAUUCUGACCCAGAUUUCAUGUAUGAAUUGGACAGAGGAAUGGAUUGCCAACAGAGUUCCAGGGACAAUCUGCUUUCUGUGGAGGACUGUAAAGAAUUUGAGAACUUAGAGACUCUUACUGACAUUCUGGAUACUGAAAUGUCUUUCCCUGCCAAUUGGGAUCAGUGGGAUACUUACUGUGAAGAUUUAACAAAGUAUACAAAAUUAACCAGCUCUGACAUUUGGGGAACAAAAGAGGUGGACUAUUUGGGUCUUGAUGAUUUUUCAAGCCCGUAUCAAGAUGAAGAGGUAAUAAGUAAAACUCCAACUCUGGCUCAGCUCAACAGUGAGGACUCUCAGCCUGUCUCAGAUCCACUAUGCUAUUCAGAGUUGCUGUUCAAUGCAAAACAAACCCAAUUAACGUCUCUGCCAACCAAGAAAAUUACAAGAGCAGCCACCCCAGUUUGUUCAUCAAAAACUGCUCAGGCUGAAGCACCUUUAUCUGAGUUUGCUCACAAAGCAAGCAAGGCGAAUUCAAGCACACAAAUCAUGGUUAAGACCAAUAUGUACAAUAAUGAGAAAGCGAAUAUUCACAUUGAAUGUAAGGAUUAUGUUAAAAAGGCAAAAGUGAAGAUAAAUCCAAUGCACCAGAACAGGUCCGCUCUGAGCCAGGCAAAUGCUGAUGCUGCAAAAGAAAACACCUGCUACUGUGGAGUUGUAGCAAAGAGACAAGAGCAAAAAGGAAUUGACCCCCUUCAGAAUCACAGUGCUCCUGUAUUGCCUUUCAAAGAGACUCAGGCUCUGCUCCUCACGCCACCCCAGGAAGCUCCAGGACUUAUUGCUGAGAAGAGCAACCUCUCUGCUAGCACCUCGGUGUCAGAUCCUUCACAGAAAAAAGAAGAGCAUAAUUAUUCUCUUUUUGUCAGUGAUGGCUCAGCUGAUCAUGCAGGCACAGCCGAUCCUGAUGAGGAUGAAGAUGAUGAGGAAGAGGUGGAAGAUGAAGAUCAUGAUGAAGGCUUUGGAAGUGAGCACGAACUAUCUGAAAACGAUGACGAGGAGGAUUAUGAGGACGAUAAGGAUGAUGACAUCAGUGAUACAUUUUCUGAACCAGGUUUUGAAAAUGAUUCUGUAGAAGAUUUGAAAGAAAUGACUGCAAUAUCUUGUCGAAAAAGAGGCAAGCGGAGAUACUUCUGGGAAUAUAGUGAACAAUUGACGCCAUCACAGCAGGAGAGAAUGUUAAGGCCUUCUGAGUGGAAUCGAGAAACCUUACCAAGCAACAUGUAUCAGAAGAACGGAUUACAUCAUGGAAAAUAUGCUGUUAAAAAGUCACGAAGGACUGAUGUAGAAGAUCUGACACCUAACCCUAAAAAACUGCUACAAAUUGGAAAUGAACUUAGGAAACUGAAUAAAGUAAUUAGCGAUUUGACCCCUGUCAGUGAACUUCCCUUAACAGCAAGACCAAGAUCAAGGAAAGAAAAAAAUAAACUUGCCUCUAGGGCUUGCCGACUGAAAAAGAAAGCUCAGUAUGAAGCCAACAAAGUUAAACUUUGGGGACUCAAUACUGAAUAUGAUAACUUACUGUUUGUGAUCAAUUCUAUCAAACAAGAAAUUGUGAACAGAGUACAGAGUCCUAAAGAUGAGAGAGUAACAAAUAUGAGUCAGAAGCUUGAUGUACUUAUUAAAGACACCCUUGGUCAGCCAGUAUCUGGACAAACUUCAGAAUUUGUGAACCAGGUUUUAGAAAAAACAGCAGAAGGAGAUCCUACAGGAGGACUUGUUGGGCUGCGAAUACCAACAUCAAAAAUUUAACAGACAUAAUUUUAUUCCAUCACACUGAUCAGAGCUCUGCCUGCAUCAUGAACUACUACAUUGUAGAAUUAAUUCUGGUCUGCAUGUGAGUUUAGUGCUGUAUAAAACAGUUUAAGUUCCAUUAUUUUUUUUAUUUUUUUAUAACAAUGUAGUAAGAUAAGUGAAAGCAUGAUAUAAAAUGCUUAAUGGCAUUUUGGAGCAUAAACCUUGUAGAUCUAAAUCUGCUUCUGGCAUAAAUGUAAUGGCUACAUGUUUAUUUUAAAAUUAAGUUUAUCUAGGACCAGAUUAUAUAACUUAUGUAGAAGCAAAAUGUUUUUUGCAAAGAAAAAAAUUAGUAAAAUGCCAAACAUUUUGGCAGGUUUAUGCUCUUAAGUUUAAAAAAAUGUAAACUCAAUGAUUUUUUUUCAAAAAUUGUUGCUUUUUUUCUUUUAAAUUAAACAAUAAGUUUUCUUUGUAACCUAACCUGUAAAUAGCACACUUAGCAAUAAAGCUAGUGUGCCAUAUAAAAAAACAUAUAAUUUUCUGAGCUUGAUACGGUAUUUAAAUGUCUGUGCAAGUAAGAAAUAAUGUAUACUCUUUGUGCCUUGUAUUGAAUAGGGAGGGGGGGAAGGGGAAGAAUAAAUAUGGAAUAGUAAAAAUUUUGUAGGAUGAAGAAACUCCUAAUGGAGAGAAGAUAUAUAGAUGGUCUCAUGGGUUUUAAUGUAUUUGUUCCAGCUCUUACAAAUUUUUGAAUGUAUAUAGGAAUAUGUUGAAAAUGUAGAUAUGCCACAGAGUCUAUGUAUUGUAUAAAAGAUGGCUCUAGAAAAAUAAUUUUCGGUACUUGGCCGGAAGAAAACAAAUACUUGCACAUUAAUGCGAUUGUUUAUUUUUGUACCAAAGACAAAUGCAACUGAAAUGGCAAACUGCCAGUUUAAGUAAAGUUUUGCACAGCUUACAUGAUACUGUACUGAAUGUAUAAAAAGAAAAAUAACUUAAAGGUCAGGGUUAGGGAUCUUACUGAACUGUGAAUUUCUUUCUCUUUGGGUCCAAUUAUCUACAGAAAGAGCAUUCAUACAUUAUUAUUUUGCUGAUCCUCUAGUUUGUUCAUAGUAGAUAAAUUGGCCAUUUAGAAGACUGUAAAUCCUUUUUUUGUUUUCUGCACUUAUCGUAGAAAUUUUAAUAUAUUUGGAUUUUAGUAAGCUAUUGAUAAAACAGAUUUCAACUUUGGGAAUUAGAAAAUUUAGCUUGUAGUAUACUUCCAACCAACCAAAAUAAAAUUAUUUUUAUUGUAAUAUGUAUAUAUGUAAAAAAAAAAAAAAGCUACAAAUAUUUAAUUCCUUAGUUGCCACUUUUCCAAUUGUAUUAUUGUGCAUGUGAUGUUUCCAAGAAUCAACACAGGCGGGGGGGAAAAAGAAUUUCUAGAUUUUAUAUUUUUGUACAGAUAUUUGAACUAGCUUCUUCAAACUUAUAUGUGACUUAUUGUUAACUCAUAGUUUCUAUGAUUGGGGGAAUACAAAUGUGUGUGCAGUUUGCCUCACAAGAGUUUGCUUUUAGUCAGUGUUAAAGUACCAAUGAAAAGCUUUAUCUCUUAAGGAGAGAGUUAUUUAUGUUAAGACAGAAUCAUUAUAUGGUUUCAUGAUUGCCUUUCCUCCCCCUUUUUUGAUAUAGAUGACUACGUAACACUGUUUACUAAAAUACCAAAUAAUUUAGAUGUAGCUCCAAGAAAAUGCAAAAAGCUCAUGGAUUUCCCUCUCCCCCCCCCCCAAUUCCUUACAUACAUUUUGUAAUGCAGUUGUUGCAUCUCAAUGGAUUAUUCCUAAAUGGAACCUAACACUCAUUUUUUUAAGUUUGAAAGAUUGGAAAAUGCCAAUAUACCACUACAGAGUUCUACCAUCCUACAGCUUUUUCCUUUUUAAUGUCUCUCAAAUCACUGUUUAUUGCCAUUUACUUUGUUUAAAAAGACAUCUGAAGUAUUUGUAAGACGUCACUAGAAAUUUGCAUGCCCUGAUGGAGCAGGAGGAUUUUUAAGAUAAACUGCAGCCAAAACAACAUUGGCAGCUCAGUAAUGUGCCUGACUUAACACUUGUGUGGAGCUUUUGUCUUCUGAGUAUUUUAUAUCCAUCUACCGUGAUAUACUGGAAUAGUGUUGAGUUUCAUUGGUAAAUGGCAUUUAAAUACCGUUCAUGCUAAGAUUCUAAUUCUGAAUCAGAAUAGCAUGAAAAAGAUAUAUUCUACAAUAAAAUACAGCUAUUUUCUAAUCAGGAUUUAUUUAGCAAGAUUAUACUGACAGUAAGAUAUACCCCUUUGAAGCUCAGUUUUCUCUGAGCUAAUACUGCUUUUGCAGCUUGUAUGUGUGUGGGUGUGUGUAUGCGUGCGUGCAUGUCUGAAAACUGGUAUGAUUUUGUUCUAGCAAUGAAAAGAGACUUUGACCCUUUUUAGUGGAUUCCAUGCCCUUGCAUUUCAGUGUUUUCUAUGUAUUAAGUUAUAGUCAAAAAGCUUUUAAAUAGUUGAGCUUUUUAAUGGUGACACUUUAUUUUGUAUCUAUUUAUAUAUGUAUGUAUAUCUUAGAAAAGCACUUUGUUUAAAAAAAGAAAAAAAGAUAUUGCAUUUUAUAUGAUUCCUGCCAUUUGCUGCUAACUCUGGGCUGGUCAGGAUGCUGCAGCGAUACUUGAUCUAAAUAAAACCUGGCAGUAAAAUGUAGAGUAAAGUUAAGACCUUUGCUGGUUUAAUCUUAUUGUAAAGAUGACAUAGGCAAGCUGUGCAACUUUACAUUUUAACCAGGAGACUCUGUGGCAUUUAAAACAGUCUAGAAAUGGUUGUACUUUUAAUGCCAGUAACAAUCUGCUUCCUCUAGUGUCAUUAAAUAUACGUUUAGUGUAUAAUUAUCACAAAGAUUUUUAAAACCCAAAUAUUCAUGUUUUGUUUGGGGAAAAUGUGGCAUGCAUUUUUGGCUGAUUAUCUUUAGAAGAGUUCUAAAGGUUUUCAAACUUCAUACAUGGAAUGUGGAUCUUAUUGAAGUCUUUGGUCAUUUUAAGCAUAGAUGUUGUGGAUAUUCUAAUGUCCCUCAAAAGCAGUUAUCCAUUUUUUUAAAAGGCCCUAAAUUCUCUUUCAUACACUGGAUAUUUUAGAGUUCAUUUCCAUUGAAAGCAUGCUCUUGCUAAAAAAUUGUCAGUCUGAAACUGAGUGCCACACUUUUAUUUUUUGAAUGGCUAUGAUGAACUACUUGCUCUGUACCAUGUAUGGUUCUUGUCCUUUAUCCACUUACUCCAUUGACAGAUUAUGAUGUGGCUUUAUAUUGUGCCUUACUUGUAUAUUAGAACCAAGUUUAUUUUUCAUUCCCCAGGAUUCCUUAAACCCUUUUAGAAGCAAACAACAAUUAAAAUAUAAUAAAGGAACUUCAAAUAGAUCUGAUUUAAAAUUAUAUUAAUAGUUUGUACUGGCAUAGAGUGACCAAUUUUUAGUGGUCUUGGAAAAUAGGGUUUUUAUAAUAAUUCCACUAUAUCUCUUAACAACAGCUUCUCUGUCUCUUUUAUUGAGUAAAUCUUGGUAUUUAAUUUUCUGGGGCUCAGUACUAGUCUUUGAACUAAUUGAGAACUAGUUCUUUCAUGCUACUGUGGCAUCAGUGCAAACAGUGAAACUGUUGUAGGACUUGGGCAAAGAUAUACAUACUUCAGUAGUCUGGUAAUUUAUUUUUAAAUUUAAGUUGAAAUGUACUGGAGAAAGAGCAAAAACUUCUAUAAUAGAUUAAAGGUCUCUUAAACUUAAAAGCAACAGACAUUUCUCAAAUACCGUACUGUCAGUGUGAGUUUCACUUAAGUCUGUACCACUUUUCUGAUGUUUGCCUUUGUUAAUAAAUCUGCUUGUUUAUUCACAAAUGUCAAUAACUGAUGUAUGGUUUCUCUUACGUAAGUCUUAUAAAUAUGACUAGUUUUAAAGCAUUAAUAUUCUCCUACUUGUUUUUCAUGGGUUUUCUUACAAGUUGCCUUCAGCACAAAUAGCAGCCAGUCGGUUCCUUGAUAUUUAGCAGUCUUCCUGUUGAAUUCUGUUGAGGCGCAGUCACAAGACAUUGUACAAACCUUUAGGCUUUGAGGCCUGAAUUUCACUCCUGUCUACUCAAGUUGUUUUUUUUUUUUAAGUAAGGCUUUAGGUGUAAAAUCAUGUAUUUUAAGUCUGCUAUCAGAUGGAAAGUUCUAUUUUGUAUAACUGAAAACUGCACUAAAAUGCAGUGUCUUCAGCUUUUUCUUUUGUUUUUAUCUGAAGGAUUGAGCAAAUUAUAUUUCAGUCAAUUACUAAUCCAAUUUCUUUAAUAAAUCAUGACAUGUAAGGGCAUUACACAAUAAUACUUAGGUUAUUUCCAGAGUAAACUGAAUGCUUUGACAAAUGGCACUUUAGCAUAUACUUCCUUCAAAGCAUUCUAACUUGAUUGGAUCUCAGAGGUAUUUACUGUUUAAUUUUCCUCCAUUAUUUUGGGUGAUACGAGUGUUCAUGCAGUGAAAUGCUUAGCCUCUUAAGAUGUUAGGAACUUCCAUAAGAAUAUACUGGUCACUCCCUAAUCCUAAGCAAACAUGCUUUAAAUAUCCCAUUUUACAUGGAAUUUACUACACUAUUGCAUAUAGGGCUGUAGCCUUAACUUUUUCUAAAAUAGAAAGUUUGACCCUAAAUUAAAUCUAAGUAUGUUAUAUUUAAGUCAACUGAUCUUCUAAUCUACCAUUUUAUCAGGAACUAACUCCAGUGCUAUAAAGAUCAUCUCGAUCAUCACAAUGUUUUGAAUUGUUUCUUGGUAUCAAGCUUCUAAUCUAGUACGGUCAGGUACUGUUGGUAUUUUUUGUGUAUUAAACAAAAAUAUAUUUAUUUUAAACAUAAUUAUAAAAGAUGUUAAAUAUCUAUUGCUUAAGAGUUAAAAGUACAUUAUUUUGAUUUCCCGUUGAUUUCAUUGGAUCUGCCUUAAGCUCGGAUUCAAACAUUUGUGCUAGCCAUGAAAGUUUCAAUAUGGAAAGACUGAAAUUAUUUCUAACUUCAAAAACGUUUUUAAAAAAUCAUUUCUAGCUUCUAAAAAUAAUGGAAAUUUCUACUGCUGCAGUACUGUUCACCAAUGCAAAAGAAUACCACAUUUAGCAUUGGUUACUGUAGUGUAUUCUACAAAUUAAAUUGUCUUUCCUAAAAUAUACUGAAAAUCUGAUUAAAAUUUAAGGCUGCAGUCUUAGGCAUUCUUACUUGGAAGUAGGUUUCACUGUAUUAUGGGAUGCCUCUGUAAACCUGUUUAAGAUUGGGGAGCAAAUGUGAUAGUAUAUGCAAACACAGCAAAGUUUUUGAAAGGUAAAAUAGUACAUUAAAAAUUAUUGUGACCUUCCUCUACCAGAUGAUGUUUGUAAUGCUGUUAAUGUUCUGUGGUCCAUUUCCAGCUGGAGCUCAGAGAUAUGUAUUGAAGGUCUUGUCUCUGUUUAGAAAAAAAAUAUCCUGUUCAAAGCAUGAUCUGUUUGCAACUUUUAUAAUGUUUAAUGUUGUGUAUUUUUUCCUUUUCUAAAAAACAAAGACACAAUUAAAAUAUUGGUUUGGUUUUUUUCCUGUCAUCCUUGAGCCCAAGCAUUUCUAUUCACAUACAAACUCAUCAAUGUAUGCAACAUCCUUUGUAAUUGAAAAUAAAUUGUGAAGAGAAGUUCUGA
Thamnophis elegans (Western terrestrial garter snake) is the source of this 12269-nucleotide messenger RNA. It is a transcript of the gene CREBRF, whose product is annotated as CREB3 regulatory factor. The transcript is spliced from 9 exons. Gene Ontology annotation, molecular function: RNA polymerase II transcription regulatory region sequence-specific DNA binding; DNA-binding transcription factor activity, RNA polymerase II-specific. Lineage: Eukaryota; Metazoa; Chordata; Lepidosauria; Squamata; Natricidae. Gene Ontology annotation, biological process: response to unfolded protein; regulation of transcription by RNA polymerase II. The record is from RefSeq and is a predicted model, not a curated record. Gene Ontology annotation, cellular component: nucleus. Bases 4630 to 6627 code for a protein of 665 amino acids.